Messenger RNA from Plasmodium malariae, 576 nucleotides. It is a transcript of the gene NFU1, whose product is annotated as NifU-like protein, putative. Gene Ontology annotation, molecular function: iron ion binding; iron-sulfur cluster binding. Gene Ontology annotation, biological process: iron-sulfur cluster assembly. The record is from RefSeq and is a predicted model, not a curated record. Gene Ontology annotation, cellular component: mitochondrion. Bases 1 to 576 code for a protein of 191 amino acids. Lineage: Eukaryota; Apicomplexa; Aconoidasida; Haemosporida; Plasmodiidae. The transcript has 2 exons.
AUGAUUCAUUUUAAAAAUAUAUCUUGCUGUAAACGAUUAUAUCUCAGGAGGAAGAUAACAUUAAACAUUUAUAAAAAAACAUUUGUUCAUUUCUCAACUCAUAUGAAUGCUUUAAAUAAAUGUCUGGUAACUAAAAGAAUAAAUCCUAUGUCUUUUUGUACGACAAAAAAUACCGAUUAUGUCAAUUAUAUGAAUGAAAUAAAUAAUUUUAUUGAUAUAUUUCAAAAAAAUUCAGACAACAGUUCCUCCAAUGAGCAAAAUAUCAUUUCUAUAUUACAAAAGAUAAAAAGUGAAAAAAAAUAUGAAACAAGCGAAGAUAUCAUGGAAAUUAUAAGUAGCAUAAAAUUGUUAAUAGAGAAAAGAGUUCGUCCAAUAAUUGUAAAUGAUGGCGGAGAUAUAAAAUUUAUUUGUUUCGACGUAGAUAAUGGCGUAGUUUAUGUGCAAUUGGAAGGAGCAUGUGUUACCUGCUCACAAAGUGAAAUAACGCUGCAAUACAUGAUAAAAAAUAUGCUAGUAUACUACAUAUCUGAAAUUAAGGAAAUUAAAAAUGUGUCAAAAAAUGGAGUUAUUCUUUAG